GAAGGGGAGGAGGAACAGGAGGAGGAAGGACAAGCACCUCGACUAUCGCGUCCUCACCGAAUAAGCGUCUUCUUCAUCUGCAGCUGCUUACAUUUGUUGUGUCCCACGCAGGAUGUGUACUCCAUGUUGUUUCUCGCAGCUGGCCUGCUGCUGUGGCUCAGCGGCGUGCUCAUGCUGCUGCAACUGCUGCCCUAAAAUCAAACAGUCCACGGGCACCCGAUUCAUGUACACCCUCUAUUUCCUGCUGGUCACCAUCGUCUGUGUCAUCAUGAUGUCCCCUACAGUAGAAGAUGCGAUUAAAGUGAAUAUCCCCUUCUACAGUGAGUUGUGCGAGAAGAUGAAUGCAGGGACGAACUGCAAGACCCUGGUGGGUUACUCUGCUGUCUACAAGAUGUGCUUCGGCAUGGCCUGUUUCUUCUUCAUCUUCUCCAUCUUCACCAUAGGCGUCACAAACAGCACUGGCUGGAGGGCGGCCAUACAUAACGGGUUCUGGUUGCCAAAAAUCAUUGUGCUCGGAGCCUGCUGUGCUGCGGGUUUCUUCAUUCCACAAGAGGAAACUUUUCUUGAAGUAUGGCGCUAUGUCGGAGCUGUUGGUGGAUUUUUCUUCCUGCUGAUCCAGCUCAUGUUGUUGGUGGAGUUUGCCCACAGAUGGAACACGAACUGGAGCUCAGGAGUAAAGUAUAACCGCUUGUGGUAUGCAGCACUGGCCUUGGUCACUCUCGUGCUGUUCAGUGUUGCUGUGGGAGCCGUGAUCUUCAUGGGUCUUUUCUACACCCACCCUGAGGCCUGUCUCCUCAACAAGAUCUUCCUGGGCAUCAACAGCAGCCUCUGCCUCAUCGUCUCUCUGCUUGCCAUCUCCCCCUUCAUACAGAAACUCCAGCCCAAAUCUGGUCUGCUCCAGCCUGGAGUCAUCAGUGUGUAUGUCAUGUACCUUACCUUCUCAGCCUUCUCCAGCAAACCAAAAGAAAGCUGGCCGUUUACUUCUGCAGUGGUGGAGAUUGAUGGCAUGAACAAGACAGUGUGUGUCUUUCCCUUCAACUCCGGAAAGGAAAGCGACAAGAAGAUCGUCACUGCUCUAGGAGCCGUUAUCCUGUUUGGCUGCAUCCUUUACUCCUGUCUGACCUCCACCACCAAGCGAAGCUCUGCAGCGCUGCGGGUGUGCAGGACCAGUGAGCCAGAGAUUGAGAGAGCCCGCUGCUGCUUCUGCUUUGGAGAGGACACAGAAGACUAUGAAGAGGAGAAGAGCGGUGGAGGCCAGAACGUGCUGUAUGACGAGAGAGAAGCCACCAACUACAGCUACACAUAUUUCCACUUUGUCUUCUUCCUGGGUUCCCUCUAUGUCAUGAUGACCAUAACCAACUGGUUCCACUAUGACGACCACAAGAUUGAGAAGCUCUUGGACGGAAGCGUGUCCGUGUUCUGGAUCAAGAUCUCCUCCUCCUGGGUGUGUCUGGUCUUCUACAUGAUCACUCUCAUCGCUCCCAUGAUCUGCCCCAAGCGCUUUGAGGCCUAGGACUACCACCACAAGUCAGGUGACUUCCUGUGUUGGGGGUGAUGCCAACAGUAGCUUUGAGGGUGAGCCAAGGGACCAGCACUCUUUCUUUCAUUCUUUCUAUUUUUCUUUCUUUCUAUUUCCCUUUUUUCUUUUUGAACCACCGUUCACAACUACACUCAGCUUUGGAAACGGAGGAACAAUCGUUGCCUUUGAAUACACUAUAUUACACUUCAUAGGUGACUGUUACAAUGACAAUACCUAGAUGGUAUUUUUUUUUUUUUUUACAAUAACAGUCUCCUGAAAUGUUGUAUUGCUCUCAUGUGGAUUGUGUUACAGAGUGUGAGCUUAACCUUCACUAUUUCCUAAUAGAAUGUAAAAAAAAAAAAGUUCAGUAUUAUACAUUAAAACCAUACAGCGCAUUUCCAAAGUAUUCACAGCGCUUCUCUUUUUCAACGUUUUGUUAUGUUACAGCUUUAUUUCAACAUAGAAUACAUUCAAAAUUCUACACACAAUACCCCACAGUGACAAUGUAUUUUUUUUAUUUUGCAAAUGUGUUUCACUGGAAAAACUCACCAUAUCAAUAUAUCUAAGCAAGCCUAAUACAAGUCACAAUCCCCUGAACAGUAUAUUUUUCAGUGAGACAUAAGAACUUGUUUUUUGGCAAUAGAUCUUCUUAGGAAAGAAAUACUACUUUUGAGCAUCACAAUUUUUCAAUCAAUCGAUGAAAAUCCAUCAAUAUAUUUUAUUUAACCAGUUAAAACUCAUUGAGAUCAAGAUCUCUUUUCUAAGAGUGACCUGACCAACUGGGCAGCAAAACAAAGUUACAUACUGUAAAUACACGUUACAACAACAAAAACAGCAGCAGUCUCACACCACAGUUAAAAAUAUAAAUGUGUGUUAAAAGACACAAAACCUCACAAUAUUACAGGUAAUAAUAAGUUGUAAUUGCUCAUAUCAUUGUAACUUUUAAGUUUUUAAUGCUUGAAUAUAAUGUCUGAUAUCAAGAAAUCUUACUAAGACAAUUUCGACUUUGGCACAUUUUUUCCAUUGAAUCAAAAAUAAAAAACUAAGAAAUCACAUGUACAUAAGUAUUUACAGUUAUUGUUUAUUACUUUGUUAAUGCACGUUUGACAGCAAUUGCAGCCUCAAUUAUUUUUUAAUCUGAUGCCACAAGCUUGGCACACCUAUCUUUGGCCAGUUUCACCUCAUUCCUCUUUGCAGCACCUCUCAAGCUCCAUCAGGUUGGAUGGUGAAGCGUUGGUUUUAAUCCAGGAUGUCUCUGUACAUUUCUGCAUUCAUCUUUCCCUCUAUCCGGACUAGUCUCCCAGUUCCCGCCGCUGAAAAACAUCCCCAUUUAAUACAUCUGCAAAAUGUUGUUUUUUGGUUGUUUUUUUUUAAACUCUUCACAUUGUCAUUAUGAGGUAUUGUCUGUAGAAUUUAGAGGACAAAAAUGAAUUUAUUCCAUUUGGAUCAAAGCUGUGAAGUGGAAAAAGUGAAGCGUUGUGAAUACUUUCCAGAUGCACUGUAAUUGUAGCAAAGCAAAGGGACACUUCUGUGAGGGUUAGUGUGUGUGUUUUACCCGAAUCCAUUUCUGAGGGUGUGUGUGCAAAAUCUUACAAACUCAUCUCUCAGGCUUACUUGUGUGUGUUUUGUUAUACAGUGAACCCUUUUUCUAAAUGUUUUUUAUGCAAGAAAAAAUGAGCUCUUUUUUGUUUUUGAAGCUUCUACUUGGAUGUUUCAGGUUGUGUCAAUCUCAGUGCUCCCUUUUGAGCAAAAAUCUUUUUAGGUAGAAAACAUAUGUUUUAUACAACCACUCGUCACUGUUUCCUGAGGCGGUGCUCCUUUGCAUCAAUCUGCCUUAUGUAACAGAAAUACUCGUUCCCACUCUAAGAAACGCUCGCAGCUGUUUGCCAAAGGUAGAUAUUUAAAAACUCUACUACAUGGGAAAGCUUUUAACCUGCAGAAGUUGCUGUGUUUGCAUGCACAUUAAAUCACUAAAAUCAGCUUGUUUGUGUUGUCAUAGCUCAAAAUCCCUAUAUACAGUGUGUGUGUAUAUAUAUAUAUAUAUAUAUAUAUAUAUAUAUAUAUAUAUAUAUAUAUGUAUAUGUAUAUGUGUGUGUGUGUGUGUAUCAGUGGUGUGCCGUCAGGUAUAGCAAGGCCUUCUCUGCUGGCACAAAUAACCACAAAUCAUGAUCAGAAUUACAGAUAAAAGUAAUGUUUAAUUUACUUUCCCUAAAUAUCUAAAAGUAUUCAUAUUCUCUUCAUGUCAUAUUAUGCUUCUUCCAGCGCUGUUGUUUUUAGUUUAUAUAGUUGUUAUCCAAUCAGAAUUCAGCUGGCUUGUGUUGUCAUGCUGUACCAAAUCUGCCUAGAGCCUUCAGAAUCAACAAUGCAGACGUCAGUGCACUGUAAGUGAACGGGCACAAACAUUUGACAGACAAUAGCCAAUCAGAUCAUGCGUUGUUGUCAGUAAUGCCUUCUAGAUGGCCUAAUGCCAUCUAUGAAUUACAUAUACGUCAUAUAGUGAUGUAUGAGCUAGAUAACAUAAGAACUCCAUUACCCAGCAUGCCACAGUAGUAGAGAGCAUGCCAGUAGCCCCGUUUUGGUUGUAUAAUGUAAACAUGCCCGUGUGGAGUAAACUUUUAAGAACUCAGCCAACACGCCUUGUCUGCAUCUUUUAUGAUUAGACAAGACAACACAUAUAUUUUGCAAGACCUUUUUCAAGAAGGAUACUUAAAAAGAAACUACAUCUUGUGAGACCAUGUCGGCCAACCCCGGACGCUAGCUCAGCUGUCGAUGAAAUGUGAGUUCAGAUAUUUUAUUUCUUUAUUUUUUUCAUGUUUAAAGUGUUUUUUGCAAUUUUAAUUUUGACAAUGCUAUAUACGAUAUCUUUUAAUUGCUGAUGCGGGUUUAUUGAUUUUUAAAGGCGCCAGAAAAUAACCCGUUUAGUACAAUGUCCAGUAGUGCGUGAAUAGGUUCCUGUGUAGUAUUUCUCCAGCAAUGGUCGUGUGGUGACAUAAAUGAUGGUAUUUUUAGAGGUCAUCAUUGAAGUCUGACAUCACUGAAGGCCUAGGUGGGAAACGCACGGCCCGCCACUGAUAUGUAUGUGUGUGUGUGUGUAUAUAUAUAUAUAUAUAUAUAUAUGUAUAUGUAUAUGUAUGUGUGUAUAUAUAUACGUAUGUGUGUAUAUAUAUACAUAUAUAUGUGUAUAUAUAUAUAUACGUAUGUGUGUAUAUAUAUAUACAUAUGUGUGUGUAUAUAUAUAUACAUAUGUGUGUAUAUAUAUAUAUACAUAUGUGUGUAUAUAUAUACAUAUAUAUGUGUAUUUAUAUAUAUACAUAUGUGUGUAUAUAUAUAUAUACAUAUAUGUGUAUAUAUAUAUACAUAUAUGUGUAUAUAUAUAUAUAUAUAUAUGUAUAUGUAUAUAUAUACAUAUAUAUAUACAUGUAUAUAUAUAUAUAUAUGUAUAUAUAUGUGUGUAUAUAUGUAUGUAUGUAUAUGUAUAUAUGUGUAUAUAUACAUAUAUAAUAUGUAUAUAUUUGUGAAUAUACAUAUGUAUACAUAUAUAAGUACAAAUGUAUGCAUAGAUGUGUAUAGAUGCAUAUAUAUACAUGCAUAUAUACAUGUACUGUCUAUACAUAGUAUAUGUAUAUAUGUGUGUGUAUAUAAAUAUGUAUGUAUACAUAUUCGUAUGCAUAUAUGUACUGUAUGUAUGCAUGUAUGUAUACAUAUAUACAUGCAUACAUAUAUAUGCAUAUAAGUAUGUAUAUAUGUGUAUAUAUACAUAUAUAGUAUAUAUGUAUACAUGCACACAUACAUUUGCAUAUAUGUAUGUGUGCAUGCCCCAAAGCAUGAGAUAUAUAUAUAUAUAUAUAUAUAUAUAUAUAUAUAUAUAUAUAUAUAUAUAUAUAUCUUGAUUGGAUUAUCCAGAGAAUAGUGCUCGAUACCGUGGUAGAGUGCAAUAUGUAGGUGUGGGAAAAAUUACAACACUACUUCAUCUCUACAGAGCUGUUUCAUGAGGGGUUCCCUCAAUCAUCAGGAGAUUUUAUUUAUUUUUAUUUUUUUUUCCCCAUCAUCUCCUGAUGAUUGAGGUAACCCCUCAUGAAACAGUUCUGUAGAGAUGAAGUAGUGUUGUGAUUUUUCCCACACCUACAUAUAUAUAUAUAUAUAUAUAUAUAUAUAUAUAUAUAUAUAUAUAUAUAUAUAUAUAUAUAUAUAUAUAUAUAUAUAUAUUUGUGUGUAUAUUUAUAAAUGUUAAUCAACACUGGAUGUUGAGUUUGCUGCAAUACUAACACAAAUACAGUAAAUAGUUUGUCACACGGCACCAAUAAUCCCUGUUGUUCUCCUUGAAAAAGUCUUUUUUUUGUUAUUUACUAUGUAUAUGUACAUUUGUGCUUUAAUCGUAUUUGUGAAAUACAUGUCUAUCAUUAAAAGUGUCAUUUUCACCCUU
Molecule: messenger RNA, 5942 nt
Organism: Nerophis ophidion (straightnose pipefish)
Lineage: Eukaryota; Metazoa; Chordata; Actinopteri; Syngnathiformes; Syngnathidae
Gene: serinc5
Product: serine incorporator 5
Exons: 12
Coding region: 113-1513 (466 amino acids)
Cellular component (GO): membrane
Source: RefSeq, a predicted model, not a curated record